AUGCAGUUCCAAGAUCAGGUCUUACAAUGCGCUGGAACUAUCUAUAAUAAGUUUUCGUUGGAGCCACAGUUAAGGAAAACAAAUUUUUCCUACGGUAGAUUUACAUUUAUUCCAAUUGAACGUGUCGUUGGAGGAAAUGUAUGCGAGAAAACCGAUAAGGUGCCUUAUAUAUUGAUUCCAUUGCCGACAUCGGCACCUCAUUUCCAGCAAAUUAUUACACAAUGUACAAACUGUACCAGUUGUAAAAGUGGUCUCAAAGAAGUUUUGAACUAUUUAUUAAAUUUUGCGGAACACUCUAAGAUCUGGUUGAUUGUUAUGGUACGUGGCACUCAUGAAGCAGAUAUGUUACCAAAAAUGGAUUUUACCAGUCGACUACGUGUUGUUUUUGUCAGUGAUGAAGUGCAGGUUGCUGUAACAGAUUGUCAAGUGGUCGAUGAGGCUGAUACGGAUACUUUUCGAAGUUUCUCAAAAACUUCUGUCUUAUUCGUUUCUGUAUCAUUUAUCAUACUGAUGGUUGUGUCACUGGCAUGGCUUAUUAUUUAUUACGUUCAAAGAUUUCGAUAUGCUAAUGCAAAAGAUCGUCUACAACGCCGUUUAUUCAAUGCGGCAAAACGAGCAUUGUCAAAAAUUCCGACUCGUUCUGUUCGUGUCGGCGAUAAAGAGUUAGAUGCAGAUUGCCCAGUUUGCAUUGAUCCGUAUCAGACCGGUGACAUUAUACGUUCCUUGCCGUGCAAGCACGUUUUCCACAAAACUUGUGUAGAUUUAUGGCUUCUAGAGCACCGUACGUGUCCGAUGUGCAAAAGUGAUAUUCUGAAGGCAAUGGGUUAUCGUGUAUCAAGAAGUCGAAAAAAACAUUCUACAAGUUCAGGUUCAAGUGGCCGCGCAAGACCAGCAAAUGUCGAAAGGCUGACGGUGGAUGUUCAUGUCGCUCCUACGGAGCAGACGCCGCAAGCCCGAAGCGAUAAUCAGGAAGGCUUCAACUAUAUUCCAUCCGCGUCACCGCCGUUCCUUCAGUUUUCUUUAGUUUAUGUUGAAGACGACAGACAGAUGCAACAAAUACCGUCGGUGAACAAGCGGCGAUCAACCGAUCAAUUGGCUGACUUGGUAUCAGUAACAACUAAACAAAGUCCAGCCUCAGGUCAGUUGAUAGACAUCGUUCAUCCACGUUCCAGAUCCUUGUCCCACGUCUUAUACUUUGAAAAAGACGCUCGAAGUGUACAGCUAAGGUCUCAAACUUAUACAGCGGGCUUAAAUCAACAAAGUGGAUGCAUUGAACCUAGUGUUGCGUCGUCUUCAAUUCAACAGUUCUCAGAGACUUCAUCUUCCGAGGACAGAUCACUAAAGUUAGAAAAACAAAGUAAAUAUAGCCCUGAUAAUAUUACGGUGUAACU
Molecule: messenger RNA, 1391 nt
Organism: Enterobius vermicularis (human pinworm)
Lineage: Eukaryota; Metazoa; Nematoda; Chromadorea; Rhabditida; Oxyuridae
Source: the annotation of a GenBank genome assembly